GUGUUUACUUGUAUCAUGAUAUCAACCUUCAGUCGCACGCCCGAGGUCCGGAGGACAAGUAUCUGGUUCGUAGCUAAUCUCUUUGGCUUCAAGCAGUUGGGAUCUUCGAUUGAGUUGUGAUGCUUCCAGUAAUCUUGGUGGUAGCAGGAAUUCUGCUGAAUUCCAUGUCUACCAAUGCUUAUAAUAGAAAGACUUUUACAGCUGCUGUGUACGAACAUUCCUUGAUUUUCCCACCAAAUCGUUCCACUGUGGCAUCAAGACAUAAUGCCUUAGCUGAUGUGAUGGUAAAUCUGCGGAUUUACGACCAACAGGCUAAAUUUGCUGCUUCUCAGGAUGUAGAUAUUUUAGUGUUUCCAGAAGAUGGUCUCUAUGGUUACACAUUUAAUAGGGAUUCAAUCAAACAUUACUUGGAAGAAAUCCCGGACCCUAAAAGUGAAGUGUGGAACCCUUGCACCCAACCCAAUCGAUAUUCAAAGACGGAAAUACAGGUCUACCUGAGUUGCAUGGCUCUCAACAAUUCCAUGUAUAUCGUCGCUAACAUGGGCAACAAACAAAGAUGCACAAGAAGAACAGAUUCCAACUGCCCCUCCGACGGACAAUACCAGUACAACACAAACGUUGUUUAUGCUCCAAAUGGACGACUCAUCGCAAGAUAUCACAAACAAAACUUAUUCUACGAAUAUCAGUUUGACCGACCGCGAUCAGUAAAUUAUGCGUUUUUUGAAACACCAUUUGGAAGAUUUGGUACCUUUACCUGUUUCGAUAUCUUGUUUGAGGAACCUGCGAUAACUCUUAUAGAACGCUAUAAUGUUAGUAACAUCGUUUUUCCCACGGCCUGGAUGGAUGCUCUCCCUUUGUUAUCUGCCAUUCAAUUUCACUCUGCGUUUGCGCAGGGGAUGGGUGUGAACUUCCUGGCGGCAAAUAUCCACGUGCCAAACAAAAGAUUCCAUGGAAGUGGAAUCUAUACACCAGACGGACCAAAGAAGUUUUAUUAUAACGAUGUUGGCUAUGGUGGAGGAAAAUUAAUUAUCUCGCAACUUAAUGUCAUCGAAAAUAGACACCAACAUGUAGCUUACAACAAGGUACAGCGACCCUCUUCUGAGCAAAAAACAUUCCACUCGUACGUCUUCUACGAUAAGUUCACAUUUGUUGAGUUGCAGAGGUCCUCCGGUGUUCUGUCCGUCUGCAACAAUAGAUUAUGUUGCCACCUUGAGUAUGCCAUUAAUAAAGACAACAGCGAUAUGUAUGCGUUUGGUGCGUUUGACGGUUUGCACACACAUGAAGGACAAUAUUAUCUGCAGAUCUGCACAUUAUUGCGAUGCGCCAACAAAACCAGAUCCAGUUGCGGCCAACCAACCAAACAAGCUUAUUCUGAAUUUAAUGACAUUAAAAUCUACGGAACGUUCCAGACCAACUACGUUUUCCCGGAAGUAUUGAAGAGUCGAAAAAGGGACGGACAACUCAAUUUAGCGACGAACGGCUGGAAAUACAACAACGGCGUCUUAAGGGCGACUCGCAAAACCACCCACCCAGUUCUCUCUGUUUCCUUAUUUGGUAGGAUCUAUUCACGAGACAAACUUCCUCCCGGAUAUCAUUUUACCGGAAGCGGGUCCAAAUCUUUAUCUUCCAGUCUUUAUGUAUCGCUUCUUACGCCUGCUUUACUGCUAGCAGUUUACGGAAGUAGUAUCGCUUGUGGAUUAUUUACUAGAAUGAACAAUUAGACUUUACAAAGAUUCAAAAUAUUUUUUGAAAAUCUUUGUUUCGUCAUAGGUCCUGCCAUAUUAAAUAAAUAAUCAAUCAUUUUAAAACAAAAAGGAAUAGACAUCAAUCAAGAAGUGGGCCUACAUAUAGGCCUAAUAUAAAUACGAGAGCAAAGUAAAUUACGAUACAAAGCACAUAGGUACACACGAAACGCAUUUAGUCUAUCAAGAAAUGUGUUGCGAAAUCCAGGAACCUGUUAUGUUCUCACCAACUGAAAUCAUUAUGAAGUAAUAUGCUAUUUUAAGAGAAAAAAUCUCAUCCAUUGGAAUUUAUGUACGUUCAAUGUUGACCUGAAAAAAAGCAUCAUCAUUUUAUUUUUACAAGACGUUGCUAAAGAUUUACUUCUAAUAUGUUAAUAAAUUCCUUUAAAUUAAUCACUUUUUUUGUGACAAAUAUUUGUAAAUGAUUAUCAAAUUUACCAUUAUAUUUUUGUAACAAUUCAUAACUAAUAUACAUGUUUAACUAUUAUACGUGAUUUAAACAACAUUAAUUGAUAUCGUUUUGAAUUACUUAUAAUCAUUAAUUGAAAUUUAGAUUUUGCCAAGGAUAAGAGUAAGAUUGUCUAUGUGAAUAUUAUUGAGUCACGCAUGAGGUGUCGCUUCACUUUACCUUUUGUUAGAACUAAUUUCUGAUCCCGAGUUCACAAAGCAUUCUCAGACUUAAGUUAAGUAUGUACUCAGACUUAAGUUAAGUAUGUACUCAGACUUAAGUUAAGUAUGUACUCCACUUUCAAUCACUGUUGAUGAGAAACAUCUUUGUUCUAGAAAACAAAACUUUGCAUAUAGUUUCUUAUUGGUGUAUUUGAUACAUUAAAACAACAAAAAAUUUAUAGAGGGCUAUAUUUUAUUUAAAUAAGGCGAACAAAUUUGAGAAAAUCAUAACUUAAGUCUCAGAAUGCUUUGUGAACUCGUGACCUGGCUUUACAACGUGAGGGUCAUUCUGUUGAAACUAACUGCAUUCAAUUUGGGGGUUUUAAUAAGCAGAUCAUCCUGAAUGGCAAGUCAGGAAAUGAUGUACAGGUCGUGCAAAUCUUUGCAUUUGAUUUUACAUAUUGUUUUUGUCUGAUAACCCUUUCCUUGGAAUGCUACCAAGUAUUAAGGGGGUGGAAACUAAGUAAAAUCGAUAAUAUGAAAUGUUGUAUGGAUGGUAUAUGUAUAUAUAGUACCGGUGGACCAAACGUCGUUUUUCAUUAAUUUAUUGUGUUUUCUACACUAAACACCUAAACAGCAGGGGAGCACUAUAUAAACCCGAUGACAUCUUUUAUUUUUGUAUUCCAACACUGAAAAGAAUUUAAAGGUUACAAAAUCCGAAGCAGUGGAUCACUAUAUAAAACCGAUGACAUCUUUUAUUUUUGUACUUCAACACUGAAAAGAAUUUAAAGGUGUCAAAAUCCGAAGCAAAAUCUUUAUUUAAUUAGUAUAGUGUUUGAUAUAGAAUAUAGCCAAUUUAAAGUGUUUAUUUGUAAAGGGAAGCUAGGUUUGUUUGUUUUAAUAUAUUACUGUCGGUGUUGAUAGAAAUAUAAACAAUACUUAAUGUUGUUUAUAGAUUAUUGUAUGAAUAAUGUGUUAGUUCACAUUAUGACAACCUUAUAGUAAUAUCUUAAGGUAAAUUAACCCCUUCGAAGCCUAUAGUCAUGUAGAUUACUUAAAUUAGUUUGCCUAAGGUAUAUUAGUUUUUUUUGUAAACAAAAUUUGAUAUGGACACCUUUGAACUACAUUUGUAUCAUUUGUAUCAAUUUUCUUUUAUGUUAAUAAUAUAUUUAUUAAAAAAACAA
Messenger RNA from Patella vulgata (common limpet), 3535 nucleotides. RefSeq names its product pantetheinase. Bases 120 to 1721 code for a protein of 533 amino acids. Lineage: Eukaryota; Metazoa; Mollusca; Gastropoda; Patellidae. The transcript is spliced from 3 exons. The record is from RefSeq and is a predicted model, not a curated record. Gene Ontology annotation, molecular function: hydrolase activity, acting on carbon-nitrogen (but not peptide) bonds, in linear amides.